This is a messenger RNA of Dovyalis caffra, 462 nucleotides long. The record is from the annotation of a GenBank genome assembly. NCBI's taxonomy places the organism in Eukaryota, Viridiplantae, Streptophyta, Magnoliopsida, Malpighiales, Salicaceae.
AUGGAGAAUCUCGUCUCAAGCCGCUGUAAAGUUCAAUCCUUGUCUGAGAAGUACGUUUUCCCAGCAGAAAUGCGACCAGGGAAGAUAGAUGUUGCUUUAUGUGAGUCCAUCCCAGUCAUAGAUCUUGAUGAUAGAGCAGGUCAAAACCGAGCCAUUAUUGCUCAGGAAAUUUUAAAGGCAAGCCAGGAGUUCGGAUUUUUCCAGGUGAUUAACCAUGGAGUUCCUGAAGAUUUGAUGAAUAAUGCAAUGAGUGUCUUCAAGGAAGUCUUUGAGAUGCCUGCAGAGGACCAGGCGAGCAUCUACUCUGAAGACCCAAAUAGAAGCUGCAGGCUUUUCACAAGUAGUUUCCAAUAUUGUCAGGAAGAUGUUCACUACUGGCGUGACUAUUUGAAACAUCCUUGCCAUCCUGAUCUGGAUCAAAACAUUCAACAAUGGCCCGAGAAGCCAACCGGAUAUCGGUAA